AUGCAAAGAAAAGAAUCCUCCUCAAUAAAAAACCUUAUAAUACACAGUGCAUUAUUAGAGCUGUACUACAAACAGAAAAAGCCCCAGGACUUAAGUGGGAUUCUAAAGAAAAUCCAUGUUCUCAAUCGAUUCACACUGAUAGAAGUGAUAUGUGCAAAGAUAUACAGCAACAUGGUAAUUGCGCACCUUCCGCAGUAUACAAGCAUAGAAGUAUUCUUUACUUCCUGUAUAAUCUUUAAAAAGUACUGGAGUGACUUCUCUUUAAAGAACAUAGAAGAGAUAGACACAGAAAUAAUAGAUAUAAAGAAAAUGAAUCGAGUAGAAAUGGCCAUACUUAGACAGAUCAAUUACACCAUACACAUAACUACAGAGCAAAUCCAGAAAGAAAUAGAAGCAGAACAGAGCGUAGACAUUAAUUACCAAGAGGCCAUGUCUAGCAUGUCAUUCUAUGCAAUAAAAUCAGGUGAAUAACGGGAUAAUUCACAACAAAAAAUCUGUCACAUUAAUAAACU
Molecule: messenger RNA, 512 nt
Organism: Nematocida parisii ERTm1
Lineage: Eukaryota; Fungi; Microsporidia
Exons: 1
Coding region: 1-471 (156 amino acids)
Source: RefSeq, a predicted model, not a curated record